GCUCAUAGGCAAAGUUUCAUUGGGGCUACUGCCCACUGGAUAGAGCCAGAUACCCUAGAAAGAAAGUCUGUGGCUCUGGCUUGUAAAAGGCUGAAAGGGACACAUUCUUAUGAUGUGUUAGCCAGUGCGCUUAAUGAUAUUCAUAGUGAGUAUAACAUCCGUGAAAAAAUUGUUAGGACCACAACAGAUAAUGCCUCAAACUUUAUUAAGGCCUUCCGAGUUUAUGCAUGUGAAGAUGAAGGAAGUUCAAUUACAGAUGAGAGUAAAGGUGUGGAUGACAGUGAAGAGGAGGAUGCAGAAGAGGAGACAGAGGGUGUUGAAGUGGAAGCUUUGAUGGAGGAAGAAGAUGAGUGUUCUGAAUAACAGCUUCCAAAGCAUCACCGUUGUGCCUGUCAUAUUCAGAAUUUGAUCUCAACCGUAGAUGCUAGAAAAGCUGAAUCAAAUGCUAUGUACAAGAAGGUAUCUCGUGCAGCAUUUGCCAAGUGCUCAGCUCUUUGGAAUAAGAGUUCCCGGUCAUCUACAGCUGCAGAGGUUAUUGAGAGGGAGUGCAAGCUGCAAUUGAUCCGUCCAGUUGAGACCAGGUGGAACUCUCUCUUCCUUGCAGUUGAGCGAAUACUGAGGAUAAUUAGGGAAAGUGGAGAAGGAGCAGUCAGAGCAGUGACCAUUGCACUUAACGUCCCAAUGUAAGUUUGUCAUGGAGCAGAUACGUAGUUGUGAUGUGGUAGGCUAUUGAUUGUGUAAAAUAAUGUUGUUUACUAAUGAUUUACUCCAUUUAAUUGAACUGAAAUAGUGUAGCCUAUGCUUAUCAUGCUGACAUUAUGCAUGUUCUCACAUGGUGUUUUACAGGUUCAGCCUGCAGAACUUGCUUUCUUGUCUGACUAUGCAUCAACCAUGAGCCCAGUCUCUAAGGCACUCAACAUAUUGCAGGGAGAGGUGGAUGUCCACAUGGGAUGGCUGGUACCCACUAUAGCGCUCCUAACUGUGAAGCUGGACCGCCUCCAAACUUCAUCCAAGUUCUGCCAGCCACUGAUCUCUGCUCUUCAGGAAGGAAUACAGCAGCGGUUUGGAAAAAUGAUGAAUGACCCAGAACUCAUAUCUGCUGCAAUUUUACUUCCUAAGUUCCGCACAUCAUGGACAAGCAAUGAAAACUUGCUAAAGUUGGGCAUGGACUACAUCAAGACACACAUGGAGGAAGAGUCAGCCUUAUCAUCACCUGGUAGCCAUUCUGGAUCUGAGGAGGAAGACUUUUUUGGCCUUAUGAAGGGAAAUGUCCACGAAACCACAAAACAGUUGGAUGCCUAUCUGGCCAACACUUCUACCUCAGUGGACAUACUCAAGUCAGUGCCCGCAGUUUUUAAUUUGUCCCUGAAGCUCAACACACCACUGCUCCCAUCAGCAGCAUGCAAACGAAUGUUUAGCACAGCAGGGCACAUUUUUUCUGCAAAAAGAGGCAGGCUAGUAUCAAAAAACUUUGAGAACCAAAUUUUGUUGAAAUUGAACAAAAACUAUUGGUAAUGCUAUGCGGAACCAAAUACAGUAUUAGGGCUCUAAUACUCUCAUGUUCUAUAGGGGCAUUUUGCCCUUUUGACCUUUGAUUGCCUGGCCAAAAUUUUUAUUUGAAGGUCCUUUGUUUUUAAGUUUCUUAUCGUAGCAUC
Messenger RNA from Triplophysa dalaica, 1655 nucleotides. RefSeq lists its product as uncharacterized. The record is from RefSeq and is a predicted model, not a curated record. Lineage: Eukaryota; Metazoa; Chordata; Actinopteri; Cypriniformes; Nemacheilidae. The transcript is spliced from 2 exons. The coding region runs from base 799 to 1515 and encodes 238 amino acids.